AUGGGAAAGGAAUGGAAACUCACAAGAGCAUUACAGGUACACUGUAUGUACGGAUACGGCCUAGAAACACCAGAAACAUUCGAAUGGUCAAAAAUCUGGUUUCCGGACUAUCAGCCAACCACUUACUAUGGCGAUGGUGAUGGCUCAGUGAACCGACGCUCUUUGGAAGCGUGUCGCAAAUGGAUUGGAAAUAACGGAGGCAAACAGGUGAAACUUUAUGCACUUGAACGAGCCGAGCAUAUGGAUAUUUUGCAGCAUAAAGAUGUGAUUGCGCUCAUCAAGAGUCUGGCAGCGGGUGAAAAAAGCUAA
This is a messenger RNA of Gongylonema pulchrum, 309 nucleotides long. The record is from the annotation of a GenBank genome assembly. Lineage: Eukaryota; Metazoa; Nematoda; Chromadorea; Rhabditida; Gongylonematidae.